Messenger RNA from Asparagus officinalis (garden asparagus), 1243 nucleotides. RefSeq names its product carboxy-terminal domain RNA polymerase II polypeptide A small phosphatase 1-like. The record is from RefSeq and is a predicted model, not a curated record. NCBI's taxonomy places the organism in Eukaryota, Viridiplantae, Streptophyta, Magnoliopsida, Asparagales, Asparagaceae. The coding region runs from base 1 to 1032 and encodes 343 amino acids. Gene Ontology annotation, molecular function: phosphoprotein phosphatase activity. The transcript has a single exon.
AUGGGCUCAGGCCAUUUAUUUACAGCCUACAAAACCGCCAAAUCAAUUUGGACCAUCUUAAUCCUAACAGCCUCAACAAAUCCAACCCAAUUAUCUCACUGUCGAAACCGCCAGCUCACCUCUAACGUCAAUAUUCCCAAAAAUACCCCACGCAAAACGACAAAACCCGUUCCCGACCGUUGCCCCCAACGACCAUUCAAACUCUUAGCCCCCUCAUCACCGUCCAUUCUUCCCUCCGCCCAAACAAAUCCCAACCGUCCAACCUCCAUUCAAAUCUCAAAAUCCCCCCUCCUCCAUCCCUCACGAUCCCAAAAAAAAUGGUCUCCAAAAUCACCAAAAGAUCCCAGAAAACCCCCGCAAAGUCCCCUCUUUGCCGGCGGACCCCGCCGCCGNUCCCCCUCCUCAUCGACCCCCGAAUCCCUCGGGUUCACCCGAAUCAAACCCGUCGACGCGGCCCAAAACCCGCUCCCUCCCUCCUUCUCCCCUUCGAAAAUGACCCUCUUCCUCGACCUCGACGAGACCCUGGUCCACUCGAAGACUGACCCGGCACCUAUUAACUACGACUUCGUCGUCUUCCCCAGAAUCGACGGCCAAAUCGUCCCCUUCUACGUGCUCAAAAGACCCGGAGUCGACCAAUUCCUGAAAAUGGCGGCGACGAAAUUCGAAAUCGUUGUAUUCACCGCUGGAUUGGAGGAGUAUGCUUCGCGGGUUCUCGAUCUAUUGGACCCGAAAGGGGAGGUGAUAGCGCACCGGCUGUAUCGGGAUUCGUGCAGGCAGAUCGGGGGGAAGUAUGUGAAGGACUUAUCGGAUCUUGGGAGGGAUCUGGGUCGGGUUGCGAUCGUGGACGAUAACCCGAUGAGCUUCUCGUUGCAGCCGGAGAAUGCGGUGAGGGUGAAGCCCUUCGUGAGUGAUCCUGAGGAUGAGGAGUUGAAGAGAGUUAUGGAGUUUUUGGAUGUUGCAGUCAAGUUUGAGGAUGUGAGGGAUGCUGUUAAGUUUUUUGUGGGGGGCGUGGUGGGGGAGCCUGUGGGUUGAUCUAACAACUCAGAGAUGAUGCAUUCAGGUGCUUCACUGAAUGAAUGUGGGGUUUAUAGAGACUGGAGAUUUGGGAUUGGGAUUGGAUUAUUUGUUGUUGUUGUUGUUGUUGUUUGUAUUGUGGAACAAGACUCGAUUGAGGAAUUGGAUAUAUUUGAUUUGAUAUGAAUGAAAUUACUCAAGAGUUACUCUGGGAAAAUUGAUUGUUUCU